Babesia bigemina is the source of this 1665-nucleotide messenger RNA. RefSeq names its product TBC domain containing protein,putative. NCBI's taxonomy places the organism in Eukaryota, Apicomplexa, Aconoidasida, Piroplasmida, Babesiidae. The coding region runs from base 1 to 1665 and encodes 554 amino acids. Gene Ontology annotation, molecular function: GTPase activator activity. The transcript has 3 exons. The record is from RefSeq and is a predicted model, not a curated record. Gene Ontology annotation, biological process: activation of GTPase activity.
AUGGAUGGAAGCUGUGAGGACACGUACGACAUAACCUACGAUGAGGAUUGCUACUGCGGAGUCACAUCGGACGACUUUGACGCCAUAUUGCGGCGCUCGAAGCGUGCCGAUGACGGUGCAGUGGGAAGCUCUGACAGCGAAGCCUCCUCUUCAGGCGGGGAUGACUCUGAGCGCAGCAUCGAUGCGGCGAUGCAGCGGUUGGCCGCGUCCGUGACUGCCAUGCAAGUCGGCAUUGAAAAUAUGCGGCGUGUCGUUUGGGGCUAUUUCCUCGGAGUGUACACCGCGGAUACUAUGGAAGAACUGCUCGCAGCAGUCAGGCAGAAAAGGGAGCGCUACUGGGAGCUAGUGAAAAAGCACAGGCAGGACAACCUCAAAAGCAUGCAGGCGCUGAACCCACAGCUGUUCCACCCGCUAGCGCCAGUCGAGCGCAACCCGUGGGAGCAGAACCAGCGUUCACGCGAACUGCUGGACGAGAUAUGGCAGGAUGUGGAACGCACCUAUCAGGAGCGGAGCCUUUUCAAAAGCGAGUCCGUACGGAAGACACUGCAGAACGUGCUCUUUGUUUGGAGCAGGGAGCACGACUACAUCUCGUAUCGCCAGGGAAUGAAUGAGUUGUUGGCGGUCGUUUACAUCGUGUGCUACCGCGACCAGGCGAGGCCAGCCGACUCGACUGCUGACUCGGCGUUCGCGGAGAUCUGUUCGGGGGACGCAAAGGACCUUGAGGCUGACGCUUACACGCUCUUCGACGCGUUGAUGUGCCUGGAGAUACAGCUCAUGUUCGACAAUGCGGCUACAAAGAUGCCGUCAAUCAAGAGUUAUGAGGUGCGAUCCGCCAACCUGGCUCACAUCGUCGCGCUGCCCGGGCGCGCGAAGGCCAACAACACCCACAAUUCUUUUAUCGCACGCACCAAGUUCAUUCAUUCGCGUAUACUGAAGGACUACGACCCUGCGCUCUUCAAGCACUUCCAGGACAUCGAGCUGGAGCCUCACGUGUUCCUUAUGCGGUGGAUACGGCUGAUAUUCAGCCGCGAGUUCAACGUGAACGAAACGUUAUGCCUGUGGGACGCAGUUUUUGCGGACCACCAUGCCACCACCUUGGAGGGGCAGCGGCUGCCGGAGUUCCAGUUUGAGCUCGUCGACUUUUUCGCCGUGGCCAUGAUGUCGUACGUGCGCCUGAAUCUGCUGGAGAACGAUAUAAACUACUGCCUGCAGCGGCUGUUCAAGUUCCCCCCUAUUGAAAACAUCUCUCUGCUUAUCGCAAAAGCGCACAAGAUUCGGCGCCAGUUCAACAAGCUGGAUUCCGGCAAAUCUGCAGUGGCUAACGCUGACAGUGCAGCCCGCGCUUCCGGCAGCAUCCCCUGGGUGCCAGUUGAUGACGGCAGCCACGUCAGUCUGGAUAAGACGAUGCGCGCGAGGACACCUAGAGCAGCUAGCAGGACGUCCCACGAGGCUGGUAGAACGCCGUACAUGUCACUGGAGCGUAUGGAUAGCAACGCGUCGGCCUUCGCGUCACCGUCGGAAUCCGGCCUCUCGGUGAGCACCGAGGGUUUGCGCCAUGCGCUUGAAGGCGUCGCUGCUCGGAUAUACCGACUCUACGAAGAAGCGUUCGCUGUAGGAAGGUGGGAUUGCGUGUGCUUGCUGUCAUUUUCCGCAGCGACAAGAUGA